Trichoplusia ni (cabbage looper) is the source of this 632-nucleotide messenger RNA. RefSeq names its product protein lin-52 homolog (gene lin-52). The transcript is spliced from 4 exons. Gene Ontology annotation, biological process: regulation of DNA-templated transcription. The coding region runs from base 71 to 448 and encodes 125 amino acids. NCBI's taxonomy places the organism in Eukaryota, Metazoa, Arthropoda, Insecta, Lepidoptera, Noctuidae. Gene Ontology annotation, cellular component: DRM complex. The record is from RefSeq and is a predicted model, not a curated record.
GGAAUACAAAGUUCGAUUAUCUGUAAUCCAAAAAAAAGUUUGUCAUUGACAGUCAAAAAAAUAUUGGAAAAUGGCCGCGAAACAGAAUACUGUUGCUCAGGAAGAACAAACAACUUCUGACGAUAUUCCAUUGACGUCGCUAGAAGAAAGCCUAUUUAGCUCCGAGAAACUUGAUCGUGCUUCUCCAGAAUUGUGGCCUGAACAAAUUCCGGGUGUGUCAGAGUUUGCACCACUUCCAAACAAUAACCAGUCACCGCCGUCAUGGAGUAGAGGGGCUACCAAGGAAGAUUAUAACUACAUGCAGCAACUGGGAUCAUUGUCAACCAGUGGCCUGAUAAUGGAAGUCAAGAAGCUGCAUGACCUUGCAUACCAACUUGGGCUUGAGGAAGCGAAGGAAAUGACAAGAGGAAAAUACUUAAAUAUCUUCUCAUCAAGAAGGCAGCGAUAAUAUGUGUUAUGUUAGAUUAAGUUAAAGUUUAUCAAGUGUUGUUACAAAUUUUAAUAUGAAUUAAUUAUUAGGACUCAAUUAAACACCAGCUAGAAGUUUAAACUUUAAUGCAUUAUCAUGCUAAUGAACACCUACAAUGUAAAGAAUUAGUAGAUAGUAAUACUAAUAAACUAUUUAAGUUACA